UGACAGCACACGGAAGUGACGCGGGUGCUCAAAAGAGUUCAGUAAAGCAUCUGGGAGCAAAACACCAGCUAGCUUAAAUACAUCUUAAACCAGAAGACCACAGGAGGGGACUAGCUGCCGAUCAGAACAGUCAACAGUAAGUCAUCUGUGAGUAGGUGUCCAUUAUGAAUCCAGUUUACAGCCCUGCAGCAACAGGGGUCCCCUUUACCAAUACUAAGGGUAUGGGCUACCCAGCUGGAUUUCCUGUUGGCUAUGCAGCUGCUCCGGCAUACACUCACAAUAUCUAUGCAGGAGCGAACGCAGCCUUCCCCAGUGGCUACGCUCCAGGCACUCCUUUCAAAAUGUCUUGCUCUCCCAACACUGGGACUGUCCCACCAUACUCCUCCUCACCCAACCCCUACCCUACUGCCGUUUACCCGGUCAGGAGCACCUACCCCCAACAGAACCCCUAUGCACAGGCACUAAUACCUUCACAACAGCAGGGCACUUAUUACACACAGCCGCUGUAUGCUGCACCGCCUCACGUUAUCCAUCACACUACAGUGGUCCAGCCAAAUGGGAUGCCUGCAGCCAUGUAUGCCCCGCACAUGCAACCCCAACGGCACAACAGUGUCGCCAUGGGGAUGGUAGCCGGCACCACCAUGGCCAUGUCAGCUGGAACUUUGCUGACGACUCAAUCACCAGCAUCAGUUAACCCCCACCAAGUCACGAUGCCCACAUAUCGGCCUCCUGGCACACCCAGCUACAGCUAUGUGCCCCCACAGUGGUGAAGAGAGGGAAGAGUCAGAAGAUGGUAGAUAUGCAUUCACACUCUACUCCAGUGUUUUUUGCUAUUGGUGAGGACCUGCCCUGCCAGUGUCUGCAACCAGUUACUCUUCUUCCAGCAUAAUGUGAAUCUAAAACCUAACUACAUAGAAAGAGGCCCAUUUGGAUAGGAGGGGGGUGAAGAAUAGGCCCAUCCCCAUGACCCCUCUCAAUGGAAUAAGGCUGAAUUUCAUGUCACACCCCAGCGCCAGCACCUCUACAACCUGCUGCAUAUCUCACAUCAAACAGCAAUGCCUCCAUGCAACUUUUUUUGUGGAUUGUCAUGCAGGUUUUUAUAGCUUAAACUAUUAAGUGGUGAAAAGGGAGUUUGGAAUAGUUUUUUUGUUCUUUCUUUUAAUUUGGGGGAUACAUAUGAUGUUGAAUGCAUGUGUAUAUAUAGAUAUAUGAAGUAAUGCUAGCGCAAUCUACCUGCUGUGACAGAUGCAAAAUCAACAAAAGGCACAUGUCCAAAGGAACAAAAAAAAAAAAAGAAAGUAAUAAUCUGCAA
Messenger RNA from Anoplopoma fimbria (sablefish), 1312 nucleotides. It is a transcript of the gene fam168b, whose product is annotated as family with sequence similarity 168 member B. The transcript has 7 exons. The coding region runs from base 165 to 770 and encodes 201 amino acids. NCBI's taxonomy places the organism in Eukaryota, Metazoa, Chordata, Actinopteri, Perciformes, Anoplopomatidae. The record is from RefSeq and is a predicted model, not a curated record.